Messenger RNA from Umbelopsis ramanniana AG, 1944 nucleotides. RefSeq lists its product as uncharacterized. Gene Ontology annotation, cellular component: nuclear pore transmembrane ring; spindle pole body. The coding region runs from base 52 to 1899 and encodes 615 amino acids. NCBI's taxonomy places the organism in Eukaryota, Fungi, Mucoromycota, Umbelopsidomycetes, Umbelopsidales, Umbelopsidaceae. Gene Ontology annotation, molecular function: protein-macromolecule adaptor activity. The record is from RefSeq and is a predicted model, not a curated record. Gene Ontology annotation, biological process: nuclear pore organization. The transcript is spliced from 11 exons.
GCUUUGUUGCUCGCAAACCGAGGAAUUGAGUGUAGCUUGUCCACAGUCAAAAUGUCGAGUGCUACCCCAGCUAGCCCCAACAAGGCGACGUCGUAUUUAACAGUGUGCACUCCGGAAUUAAACGAUAGGCUCCUUCAACUACUUGCAACACAGCUUGGCUUCCACAUUGCCCUGUCGAUCCUCUUUCAGGCGAGAUUAGGUGACGGACUCACUGGAACAGCCAAGAAGCUCUUAUCACCCGAAAUAUGGAUAUUUUCAUUAGCACUGUCAGUCGUUUCUUGCUGCCUUUUGUUUGUCAGAAAGUCACAGACCACAGUUCGCAAAAACAGCUACCCAACAUUAUGGUCUGAAAUUGUGUCUAGAAUUACGAAGUCAAACACCUGGCUAUCCAUACUACCAUACACCAUCAGUGGAUUUAUCCUAACUCGAAUGUACAUGAAUGUGCUACAUGAUGAAAAGUACACAGAGGACCUUUUAAUAUAUCCACAAGGAAAUCGAUAUGGCGCAAGGCAACUCAAUGAGCAAAACAUUUUCCUAUCAAUGUUUGGUCUGGUACUUGGAACAGUGUAUGGUGCAAGACGAAUCUUGAACGAUCGUAACCUUAUAAAGUUCCCUGCUGUGCAACAAGCAAAACGACAUGUUGUAAAAUCUGAAAUCGCGACGAUCGCGCACAACAGUGCACAAUUUUCUUUUCGUGUCAUAGUCGGAAACUAUAUUUUAUAUCUUGUUUUCCGAAGGACAAUCUAUUGGCAUGGUGCGCAUAUUGCUGGCCUCUUUACAAAAAUGUUGGAUACUCCAAUCGUCUCCUUUGGAUGGUUCAAUGUCUACUUGUUUUUACAAUUGUACCUUAGCGGGGUUUUGACUACUUUCAGUUGGGACUUGUUCGAUCAGCUUUACGAUAUAUUUUUGACACAGCCUCUAUUGGUUUCGCAAUUGGCCACGGAUGCCAAUUCCUGUCUGCUAUCAGGACUUCAAAUGCAUCAAAAGCCUUUCAUCCAGGCACUGUCAUAUUCAGAACUAGCUCGAAUUUCCAAGUCUGAACCUGCCCGACGCGCCACUAUUUACAACGACAUCGGUACUGACAAUGGGAUCUCCGCAUGGAAGAAAAUAAGCCAGGAAUGUAUGAAGACCAUAGAUGAAGUGAAAAACACAGUGAUAGCGGAAUACAAACGACCAGACAUCAUUCCAUCGCCAAUCAAGAACAGGUUGGAUAUUGUGGCGGAAAAGACCCUUAACAUCAAGCGAAUCAGCCCAAUAGAGCAAGAAAUGCUUACUAGUCGGGUAUCUCGAAAGCCUAUAAUGGCAUACCAAGAUGAAGACGUGGAAGACAGAACAGGAGACAUCCUGCGAAGCAUUGCUGAGUUGCCAAAGAUGCUCCCUGUCACACAUUCCAAAGCGACUACAGUUGCAGAUUCCUUCAAUUUGGAAGAUCCAAAGAAAGAGCUCGAAGGAUGGCUGGCCAGAAUUCAUGGUUAUAUUCGACAAUGGCCCAUUUGGAAUCAAGUAUUCGCACGCGGGCUGGUUCGCAAGGUUCAAUCGCUUUUCCCUAGUUCCCAAAUAACCCUCUAUGCUAUUGAGUCCUUAAGUAAUCUUACAUCUGCUUCGCUCAAGGAGGAUGAAUUUGGCCUCGUACAGCGCGACAUACCUGCUGUAAUUGACUGCAUGCUUGGGUGUCUUCAAGAAGUGGAAUCAUUAAUGUACAACCCACCGGCCUCAUACAGUGCGUUAACGGCUAGUAGCGACAGUAGGAUCACAAUUCGUGAACCCCUUCAAAUUAUUAAUGCUUUGAAGAGCGGGCUAUAUCAAAUCAUCAUUGAAUUUGAGCCCUAUCUUUCAGAAUUUAAGGUGCAGCCGAAGUACGCUGCCAAGUGGCAGUCGCUCGUAAAACUUGAAGAAUAAAUUUUCUGAUUUCAAUAAAGUAGUUUUACCAUUAUUAGAACGGGC